AUGGAUUCAAGCCGUGUAGACUUUCACAGCCGAGCAGAGAGUGUUACUUCUGGCCUCAGCCUAAGAAGCUUACAGGAAGCCUCCAGUGAAGACGAAAACCAGUUCAUUGUGCAGGUCAAGAAGGCUCUGGCCUUCUGUCGGAGAUGUACACGGAUAUCUUGGUCGAAGAGUCGUGCCGAAUUUCUUAAAAGUAUCGGCCUCCAAUCCAUGACCUUCACAACACCAAGCGGAUCGCGAGGCUGUAAAAGCAAGCCGCGUCCUCCAGUGCUUCGCAUUGGGCGAUGUAACGGAUCCGACUCUCAUAGGUAUCGACUUAGCCCAAGCUUCAGCUACACUGCAAGUACAGCAAGCGAUCCCUUCAUCACUUCACCAUCAUGGCUGAAGGCUGAGUUCUCGAGCAGUGAGACGAUAUCCUGAGAGUGGUAUUCUAUUUCAAUCCCGCACGUGGAUGUACUACUUGUAUUGGAUUAAUGUCAGCAGUGUCGAAAACACGCGUUUCGCUUUGGCUUCUUGCAACAGGAACGC
Cucurbitaria berberidis CBS 394.84 is the source of this 525-nucleotide messenger RNA. RefSeq lists its product as uncharacterized. Lineage: Eukaryota; Fungi; Ascomycota; Dothideomycetes; Pleosporales; Cucurbitariaceae. The coding region runs from base 1 to 417 and encodes 138 amino acids. The transcript is spliced from 2 exons. The record is from RefSeq and is a predicted model, not a curated record.